UCCAAAUUAAAAUGAUGGAAAUUCCUAAGGUUAAUUUAGUUAUUGGUGUGUCUCUCUUACUCUUUUAUGUGGUCGUUAGUGAUAAUCAAACGAACCAUGAAAUCAAAAGGAAAGUUCCUACAGGCCCAAACCCAGCACAAUCUCCAGAUCCGAUUCCAAUCAUAGCAAAGUCGAAUCAUUACAAUUUCAUACAUGAAAUCAAAAGGAAAGUUCCUACAGGUCCAAACCCAGCACAAUCUCCCGACCCAAUUCCCAUAAUGGCUAGGUCAAACGGUUAUAAAUUUGACCAUGAAGUCAAAAGGAAAGUUCCUACAGGUCCAAACCCAGCUCAAUCGCCAGAUCCAAUUCCAAUCGUCGCAAGGUCGAAUCAUUACAAUCACAUUCACGAAAUCAAAAGGAAAGUUCCUACAGGUCCAAACCCAGCACAAUCUCCUGAUCCAAUUCCCAUAAUGGCUAGGUCAAACAGUUAUAAAUUUGACCAUGAAGUCAAAAGGAAAGUUCCUACAGGUCCAAACCCAGCUCAAUCGCCAGAUCCAAUUCCAAUCGUGGCUAGGUCAAAUCAUUACAAUCUCAUUCACGAAAUCAAAAGGAAAGUUCCUACAGGUCCAAACCCAGCACAAUCUCCCGAUCCAAUUCCCAUAAUGGCUAGGUCAAACGGUUAUACAUUUGACCAUGAAGUAAAAAGAAAAGUUCCUACAGGUCCAAACCCAGCUCAAUCGCCAGAUCCAAUUCCAAUCGUGGCAAGGUCGAAUCAUUACAAUUUCAUUCACGAAAUCAAAAGGAAAGUUCCUACAGGUCCAAACCCAGCACAAUCUCCAGAUCCGAUUCCAGUCGUGGCAAAGUCGAAUGAUAACAAUUUCAUUCACGAAUCCAAAAGGCGAGUUCCUACAGGUCCAAACCCAGCACAAUCUCCCGAUCCAAUUCCCAUAAUGGCUAGAUCAAACGGUUAUAAAUUUGACCAUGAAGUCAAAAGGAAAGUUCCUACAGGUCCAAACCCAGCUCAAUCGCCAGAUCCAAUUCCAAUCGUGGCAAAGUCGAAUCAUUACAAUCUCAUACACGAAAUCAAAAGGAAAGUUCCUACAGGUCCAAACCCAGCUCAAUCGCCAGAUCCAAUUCCAAUCGUCGCAAGGUCAAAUCAUUACAAUCUCAUUCACGAAAUCAAAAGGAAAGUUCCUACAGGUCCAAACCCAGCACAAUCUCCUGAUCCAAUUCCCAUAAUGGCUAGGUCAAACGGUUAUACAUUUGACCAUGAAGUAAAAAGAAAAGUUCCUACAGGUCCAAACCCAGCUCAAUCGCCAGAUCCAAUUCCAAUCGUGGCAAAGUCGAAUCAUUACAAUCUCAUACACGAAAUCAAAAGGAAAGUUCCUACAGGUCCAAACCCAGCACAAUCUCCUGAUCCAAUUCCCAUAAUGGCUAGGUCAAACGGUUAUAUAUUUGACCAUGAAGUCAAAAGGAAAGUUCCUACAGGUCCAAACCCAGCUCAAUCUCCAGAUCCAAUUCCAAUCGUGGCUAGGUCAAAUCAUUUCAAUCUCUUUCACGAAAUCAAAAGGAAAGUUCCUACAGGUCCAAACCCAGCACAAUCUCCUGAUCCAAUUCCCAUAAUGGCUAGGUCAAACGGUUAUACAUUUGACCAUGAAGUAAAAAGAAAAGUUCCUACAGGUCCAAACCCAGCUCAAUCGCCAGAUCCAAUUCCAAUUGUGGCAAGGUCAAAUCAUUUCAACUUCAUUCACGAAGUUAAAAAAUAUUAAAACAUGAUGUAUUUAAAUCAAGUCUACUUUACAUCCUCAUCUAGUGAUUCUCCGUCGUGGAUACUUAAACAUUAAAAAAAUUAUAAACAAAUAAUAUGUGUCUGCCAAAGCUACUUAGACACUUAAAUAAGAAAUUCAAGUAUGAAUACUCUAUUAGUAAAAUAAAUCACAUGUUCCCUUUUA
This is a messenger RNA of Cicer arietinum (chickpea), 1931 nucleotides long. NCBI's taxonomy places the organism in Eukaryota, Viridiplantae, Streptophyta, Magnoliopsida, Fabales, Fabaceae. The record is from RefSeq and is a predicted model, not a curated record.